Molecule: messenger RNA, 1912 nt
Organism: Anopheles stephensi (Asian malaria mosquito)
Lineage: Eukaryota; Metazoa; Arthropoda; Insecta; Diptera; Culicidae
Product: galectin-6-like
Exons: 1
Coding region: 268-1575 (435 amino acids)
Molecular function (GO): carbohydrate binding; galactoside binding
Source: RefSeq, a predicted model, not a curated record
UGUCACUUUUGCCACAAAUAUAAACAAACACACACUAGGUAUGUUGUUUUGCAUUUCCCAUUUGUGCCUCCAUUCACUACUUACAAGCAAACGGUCAGUAUUAAAAGGAGAUAGUGUAGUGCUGUAACAAGAUUGUAUUACCCUCCCAUACACACACAUACACGUAUACAGUACGCAACGCAAUCGUGAACGUUGUUUUUUACUGCGCCGUAAUUGCACUGGUGUGUUCACUAUUUCCAUCACCAUGGGAAGACCAAUCUAGCUCGAAUGGCCGUAUUCGUCUUCUUGGCACUUAGUAUUAGCGACGACUUGCUAGCUUACGGCAGUGCGCUACUUGAUUGUCGUGGUGGUUCGUGGACGGAAUGCAAAUCGCAGUUGGCCUCGACGCGUAACCAGCGCCAGUUUGAGGCACUUUUGCAACGUUACUAUCCCUCCACUGCCGACGAUUGCCACUGUGCACCCACUCCAAGCGACGUCCCUUGCUGCUGUGAACGUAGCCCCAGCCAGACGGCCACAACCAACGGACCGAUCGACGAGAUGUCCACGGAAUCGCUGGAUAGCUGCGAUUUUGCGUACCACGAAGUGUCGUCACCGGGCUCCGUUAGUCUGGACAAGAGCUCAUCGACGGAGGUUGUGCACACGGUGGAAAACAUUAGCGAGGUAUCGCCGGGACUGUGCUUCGUCAUCACCGGUACGAUUCAGCUGACCUGCGAGCGGUUUUCCAUCAAUUUGCUGCUGAAAAAUGGUGACGUCGCGCUACACUUUAACCCACGCCUGCCACAGAACUACAUCGUGCGCAACUGCCGGGUGAAGGGAUGCUGGGGAAAGGAGGAGGUAGCGUCACCGUUAUCGUUCAACCUGCACCGUGGCCAACGCUUUGCCGUGCAGGUGCUGGUAACGGACAAGGAGUUUCUUAUCUGCGUCAAUGGGCGUCACUUUAAUGCGUUCCGGCAUCGGCUACCGUACCGGAAGAUAUGCACCCUGGAGGUGAAGGGCGAUGUGCGCGAGGUGGCCGUCGAUCAAUGCUACAUGGAAUGCUAUCCCCAGCUGGAGCUGGAGCUUAUCCGACAGCAGACUCCGGAGGCGACUGCAUCGGCCAUGCUGAGUGUGCCCCGUUCGCUGCCGGAAGCGGAUGGAAAACCGAUGCCUUACACCGGCGUGCUGCAGGAACCGUUUACCGACGGGCGUAAGCUGCAUCUGUACGGGCGCGUGAAGCUGCUGCCACACUCGUUCUACCUGAACCUACAGAGCAGCGCGUACGUGUGGCCCCAUCCCAACAUACUGUUUCAUCUGAAUCCACGGUUCGGUAGCGUCGGUGGGCGGCACGUGAUUUGCCGGAACUCGUGGCUCAAUGGCAAGUGGGAGCGGGAAGAGCGGUCGGAGAAUAUGACCGACUUUGCGCCCGGCAAAGCGUUCCAUCUGCAGAUAGCCUGCACGGACGUGAGCUAUCAGGUUUCGCUGAACGACAAGCUGAUCGCGGAGUUUGUGUUCCGGGACAAUCCACGGUUGGUGGAAGCGGUUUACAUCCAGGGCGAUAUUAAGGUGUUCGAUGUCGUCGUUGAAACUCCAUACUAGGCCUAGAGACUGAGUGGGAGCUCGUGUUCGUGAAACAGUUUAACACACAAGUCUAUUUCAACCGGAGUGCUCUUUGCUCGUUUGCGAAACAAUAAUCGGUAGUUAAGGUGCUGUAGACGAAGAUGCUACAUGCAUGACUGUUUAGUGCGUAGUGUUAUAACCCCCAAAGCAGGACCCAAAUGGAGCUGGUACAGCUUGUUGUAUUUGUUUGUAAAGAUUGUUGCUCACCUAUUUACUACUACUGUCUACUACUGUUUAAAUAUUUGCUUUACGCGCAAAAUAAAGUGUACACUACUUAAAAUAAAGCUGCCUCGAAAUUCGUAAUGUACAUACAAUA